UGUCGUCACCGCCAGCGCCUGGGGCUGGAGGACAGAGGAGCCCGUUCCGUUGCCGGUGCCGGCCUUGUGUCUUAGAAUUACUUCGCUCAAGUAAGUGCGUUUAAGGGGCUGAAGAGGGAUCGAGGGCUUAGCGUGUGCACUAUUACUGCGACUCCAGCCUUCUCCUCUGUGCUCCCGCCGUGGCGAAGGGGUCCGGAAAAGGAGCGAGAGCCCGAGCAGCGCCAUGAGCAACACCACCGUCGUCCCCAGCACCGCAGGCCCGGGCCCCAGCGGCGGGCCCGGCGGCGGCGGCGGCGGCGGCGGCGGCGGCACCGAGGUAAUCCAGGUGACCAACGUCUCCCCGAGCGCCAGCUCCGAGCAGAUGCGGACCCUCUUCGGGUUCCUGGGCAAGAUCGACGAGCUGCGCCUCUUCCCGCCGGAUGAUUCACCUUUGCCAGUUUCAUCCCGUGUCUGCUUUGUUAAGUUCCAUGAUCCAGACUCAGCAGUUGUGGCACAGCAUCUGACAAACACUGUAUUCGUUGACAGAGCUUUGAUAGUCGUACCAUAUGCAGAAGGAGUUAUUCCUGAUGAGACUAAGGCAUUGUCUCUGUUGGCACCAGCUAAUGCAGUGGCAGGUCUUCUGCCUGGUGGUGGACUCCUGCCUACCCCUAACCCACUUACCCAGAUUGGCGCUGUUCCAUUGGCUGCUUUGGGAGCCCCUACUCUUGAUCCUGCCCUUGCCGCACUUGGGCUUCCUGGAGCAAACUUGAAUUCUCAGUCUCUUGCUGCAGAUCAGUUGCUGAAGCUUAUGAGUACUGUUGAUCCCAAGUUGAAUCAUGUAGCUGCUGGUCUUGUUUCACCAAGCCUGAAAUCAGAUACCUCUAGUAAAGAAAUAGAGGAAGCCAUGAAGAGAGUACGAGAAGCACAGUCCCUAAUUUCUGCUGCUAUAGAACCAGAUAAGAAGGAGGAAAAACGAAGGCACUCAAGGUCAAGAUCACGUUCUAGGAGGAGGAGGACCCCCUCAUCUUCUAGGCACAGGCGGUCAAGAAGCAGGUCAAGAAGGAGAUCACAUUCUAAGUCAAGGAGUAGGCGACGAUCCAAAAGUCCAAGACGGAGAAGAUCUCAUUCCAGAGAGCGAGGUAGAAGGUCAAGGAGCACAUCAAAAAACAGAGACAAGAAGAAAGAAGACAAAGAAAAGAAACGUUCCAAAACACCACCAAAAAGUUAUAGCACAGCCAGACGUUCCAGAAGUGCAAGCAGAGAAAGACGACGACGACGAAGCAGAAGUGGCACAAGGUCUCCUAAAAAGCCUAGGUCUCCUAAAAGAAAAUUGUCUCGCUCCCCAUCCCCUAGGAGACAUAAAAAGGAGAAGAAGAAAGAUAAAGACAAAGAAAGAAGCAGAGAUGAAAGAGAAAGAUCAACAAGCAAGAAGAAGAAGAGUAAAGAUAAGGAAAAGGAUCGGGAAAGAAAAUCAGAGAGUGAUAAAGAUGUAAAACAGGUUACACGGGAUUACGAUGAAGAGGAACAGGGGUAUGACAGCGAGAAGGAGAAAAAAGAGGAGAAGAAACCAACAGAGCCAGGUUCCCCUAAAACAAAAGAAUGUUCUGUGGAGAAGGGAACUGGUGAUUCACUGAGAGAAUCCAAAGUGAAUGGGGAUGAUCAUCAUGAGGAAGACAUGGAUAUGAGUGACUGAAUAUUGCCUCCAUGAGAAUCUGACUGUAUACAUGCAUCAGUGUCAUUCCUUUGUGUGAUUUCUUAAUGCUGUAUUUGUUCAUCUCAAACCUAGAUGUAUACAGCUCUGAGUUAAAAUGGUUAUAAAGCUCCUGAUAUUGACAUUAGUUAUUUACACCAAAAAUCUUUUAGAAAAUGAUAUUGUGGGUAACCAAUUCUUGACAUGGUGAAAUGUGAUUGAGUAACCAAGCAGUUUUACUAUUCUGGUGCUGCUUCAUAACAAAAACGAAAAGCUGCAUGCAUCUACAGCAGGCAUGGAUUGUUUAUGUUGUAUGAUCUCCUUUAUUACGUAAGUUCACUUAUAGUAUUUCUAGAAUUUGAUUCAUUGCCGUAAUAGAGCCAUGUAGGGAAUGCACUGAUUGCAUGUUAAUUGUGGCAGGAAUAUCCUAAAUGUCAUUAAAAUCUCCAACAUGAUGGAUCUACUUAUGGUCUUGUUUGUUGACAUGACAAAUUAACAUUCUUAUAGUUACAUCUGAAAUGAGCAUUGAAAUAGAUAAUCCUUUAAGCCUUGUGGCUAAAUUUUUGUGGCUUUUGUUUAACUUUGAAAGGUGUUAUAUGCACUAACCUUUUUUUGAUGGCUAAUUAGGCUUUAAUUACAGAAACAAGAUUUCAAAUGAAACUGUCUUUGACAGUAAAUAACAUAUUUUGAGGUAGAAUUGUAUACUUUUUCAUAAGGUAUUUCGGAAAUUUUUCCUGAAAUAGUAAUUUAUUCCACAUCUCCAUCAGUGAAGCUAUCUGCCUGUCCUGAGUCCACCUGUAAAAGAAAGUUUUCUUGUCCUGAUUUUCAAUUUUCCACUCCUUUAUUAAUUUGUUUUAAUCUCAAUGUUGGAAAAAGGGGGUAGUGCAUUUUAAAUUGACCUUCAUAUGCUUUUAAAAUAAGACAAAUCUACUUGAUAAUGUACUUUUUAUUUGAUCUCAAGUUGUAUAAAACCAAUAAAUUUGUGUUACUGCAGUCGUAAUCUCUUAAGCACCCAGUGAUUCCAUGUUUAAAUGCAAAGUAGUUAGGCAACUGUUUUCUUAGUUACAGGAGUUUCAAGCUUCACUUUUGUGCAGUAAAAACAAAAGUAGGCUACAGUCUGUGCCAUGUUGAUGUACAGUUUCUGAAAUUGUUUUACAAGACUUUGAUAAUAAAACCCUUAAACUUA
Molecule: messenger RNA, 2855 nt
Organism: Talpa occidentalis (Iberian mole)
Lineage: Eukaryota; Metazoa; Chordata; Mammalia; Eulipotyphla; Talpidae
Gene: SRSF11
Product: serine and arginine rich splicing factor 11
Exons: 13
Coding region: 224-1672 (482 amino acids)
Biological process (GO): RNA splicing
Cellular component (GO): nucleoplasm
Molecular function (GO): RNA binding
Source: RefSeq, a predicted model, not a curated record